Lathyrus sativus (Indian pea) is the source of this 309-nucleotide messenger RNA. The record is from the annotation of a GenBank genome assembly. NCBI's taxonomy places the organism in Eukaryota, Viridiplantae, Streptophyta, Magnoliopsida, Fabales, Fabaceae.
AUGGUCGUUCUAGUGUUUUAUGGGAAAGAAGAUUCUUACUGGUGGGUGUUAUGUGUUGAAAAAGUUUUCAAAGAGCAAGGAACACCUAAUACAAUGAAGUUGUCGAAAGCUGUGGCGAAAUUAUGUGGUUGUGUUUUCCGCUGGUGGCUAUGGUGGUCUCAAUGUCAACCACCAACAACUUGGGAUUCACUCGCCACUGUGUUUCUGUGGCAUUUUAAACCCGAAUGGCGAGAAAUUUUACUGAUUGAAGAGGAGGAUGAGCCAGUUCUGGAUUCAAUGAAAUUCAUCAAGAAAACUUCCUUUUUUUGA